Molecule: messenger RNA, 1912 nt
Organism: Oldenlandia corymbosa var. corymbosa
Lineage: Eukaryota; Viridiplantae; Streptophyta; Magnoliopsida; Gentianales; Rubiaceae
Source: the annotation of a GenBank genome assembly
GUAAAGUAUUAGAUUAGUUUAUAAAGGGUUUUAACCCGUUUUUGUAAUCGGAAGCCCGAUUAUUAUCAUCUCCGUCGCCAAUCGACUUCCGUUUUCUCCUUUACUGCUUUUGAACUUGCAACUCCAUUAACGAAGUGAAUUCUUAGAUUCAAUCGUCAGAUUCCUUUUCCGAAGCAUCCACUUCCGAUUAUAGUUCCAUAGCUCCUCCGCAGAUUCUCUCUUCGAAUUUAUAGGGUUUAAUAUCAAAGAAGAAGAAUCAUGAGUAGCAUAGGUACAGGCUACGAUUUAUCGGUGACGACUUUUUCGCCGGACGGACGAGUGUUCCAGAUUGAGUAUGCCGCCAAGGCUGUGGACAAUAGCGGGACCGUCGUCGGCAUCAAGUGCAAAGACGGCAUUGUCCUGGUCGGUCUCCUUUCUCUUCCAAUUUUUCAGUAAUUUUUUUCUGCUUUUAUUAAAUUAGGUUUAUUUUGAUUGGGCUUGACAAUUUGAUCAGGGGGUGGAGAAGCUGAUUGCUUCAAAGAUGAUGUUACCUGGCUCCAACAGGAGAAUUCACUCCGUUCAUCGUCAUUCUGGCAUGGCAGUUGCAGGAUUAGCUGCUGACGGGAGGCAAAUUGUUGCAAGGGCCAAGGCUGAAGCAACCAACUAUGAAAGCCUGAAAGGUGAGCCAGUUCCAGUGAAAGAGCUUGCAGAACGUGUCGCGAGCUAUGUGCAUCUGUGUACACUUUAUUGGUGGCUCAGGCCUUUUGGAUGUGGGGUGAUACUUGGUGGUUAUGACAGAGAUGGGCCGCAACUAUACAUGGUUGAGCCUUCUGGCAUUUCACAUAGGUACUUUGGCACUUCAAUUGGAAAAGGCAGGCAGGCUGCUAAGACGGAGAUUGAAAAACUGAAGCUUUCUGAAAUGACUUGCCGCCAGGGGGUGAUUGAGGUAGCAAAAAUAAUCUAUGGGGUACAUGACGAGGCAAAGGACAAGGCAUUUGAAUUAGAAAUGAGUUGGGUAUGUGAUGAAUCCAAUCGUCAACACCAGAAGGUUCCGGAUGAUCUUCUGGAGGAAGCCAAAGCUGCAGCUAAGGCUGCACUUGAGGAAAUGGAUGCUGAUUAAUCUGCAUUUGAUUUGUUUGUUUCAAAUUUGGAAUAUGUACUGUCUUCUGGCCGAAAGGAGUUGCAAGUUGGGCACUUCUGUGCAUUUUUCUUGGUGAAACCUUGCAAUCAAAAAGGCUAUAUGUUAUUUAUUCAGCAACGGAACUUGUCUUUUGUUUUAUUUUGUUUAUCAGGAGUCUUAAUUUUGUGGACUAAAAAAAGCUUGGUAUUAGGAUGACUGAAAGAUUAAGUGAUAAGUAAAAAAUUUAAAACAUAGAGUUGCAAAUAAUGGAAUUGAUCUUUGUUUGACAAUCAUCCUUACCAUGAAAAGAAAAAUUGUGUGAAGUCUUUUUGGGUUCUCUAACUACACUUAAGAGCAUAUAAAAUUCUCGUACAACAUACACCAUGUUGCUGAGUCCAACACAAAAAUCUGAAUAGUUGUAGCAGAAAGAAUGCCGGCUAUUUGACUGCAGAAGGAAUGAGGUGCCGGAGGAAGGAGAUCCAUAUCUGAUAGUUGAGAAGGCACUACUUAUAGUGGCUAAUACCGAGUUUGAAGCACCGAAAAAAACUGUUUGAAAUCGAAUGCCAUUUUUGCAAGACAAGUACCAAACGGAAACAUAUGCGUGGUUUGAGCCACAACAGUUCUAUCUCCCUCACUACUAAGUUCGGUGUUCAAGAUCUUAUGCUCCAAUUUGAAGAGGCAUCAGCAAACUAAAGAUUGUGUGCAAUGUCAUACUGUGUAUUUGUAGUAGUUUACUCCAAUUUAGAAUCUUUAAUUUCCAUCAAGACGUGUAUUUAUUGAUGUCAAACAACGAGAAUACGAGGAAUUUUCCUG